AUGGCACCAAAAGUUGUUGUGCUAAUUUCAGGUUCAGGUUCGAAUCUACAGGCGUUAAUUGAUGCUAAGAAAGAAGGCAAAUUGCCUAUAGAUAUCUGUAGGGUCAUUUCAAGUAGUAAGAAAGCAUAUGGUUUAACAAGAUCCAGUGAUAAUGGAAUUCCUACCAUUGUACAGUCUUUGUAUUCAUACACAAAGGACUUGUCGAAGGAUGACAAAAAGGGUCGUGCUGAGGCAAGAAAUAAGUUUGAAGCGGACCUCGCAGAUCUGAUACUGAAGGAUUCUCCAGAUUUGGUUGUAUGCGCAGGGUGGUUAUUAAUUUUGGGUCCUACCUUUUUAAAGAGAUUGAACGGAUUACCGAUCAUUAACUUGCAUCCUGCUCUUCCUGGUGCUUUCGAUGGGACCACCCAUGCGAUUGAAAUGGCGUGGAAUAAGUGUCAAGAGCAGAAGAGACCACUAAUUGCAGGGUGUAUGGUACAUUAUGUCAUUGAAGAAGUAGAUAGGGGCGAAUCAUUGGUAAUAAAAGAACUAGAAAUUGUUCCAGGUAAGGAAUCCUUGGAAGAGUACGGAACAAGGGUUCACGCUGCGGAACAUGUCGCAAUUGUUGAAGCCACAAUCAUAGCUUUAAAGGAAUCAAACAAAUUGAUUUGA
Kluyveromyces lactis is the source of this 648-nucleotide messenger RNA. RefSeq names its product phosphoribosylglycinamide formyltransferase (gene ADE8). NCBI's taxonomy places the organism in Eukaryota, Fungi, Ascomycota, Saccharomycetes, Saccharomycetales, Saccharomycetaceae. The transcript has a single exon. Bases 1 to 648 code for a protein of 215 amino acids. Gene Ontology annotation, molecular function: phosphoribosylglycinamide formyltransferase activity. Gene Ontology annotation, cellular component: cytoplasm. The record is from RefSeq and is a predicted model, not a curated record. Gene Ontology annotation, biological process: 'de novo' IMP biosynthetic process.